CUUUGUAUUAUUUAAACUGAAACAGCUGAUAACAAAGAUGUCUCAAUAUCUUUGUGGAGUCAUGGCGAACGCCUUUGCAUUUACUUCUGUUGUUUGACCGUAAUACAAAGCUUAUAAAGACCAGCCAACCAACACUAGCGACCAACGCGUGCGGUGUCUCUCUUCGCGUGCGUGGCGGGGCGGGAACCGAGAGCGCGUGAGAGGAGAGACAAGGGGACAAGCCAACAGUCAAUAUAAUUAUAUCAGAAAAAACAGAAGGACACCCUCGUUUGCUGUCAUACAUCACCAAACGUUCCUUUAAGAGGAUUUUCUCCACCCACAACUUUUCGUGACAUUUCAAAACGCCAAAAACCUCACUUGAGGACCCUACAGCCGCGCGCAUCGUGUCAAUAGGAAGCACCAUUUGCCCCACUGUUGCCCCCCUUACUAGUGCCCUCAAGGAGACGAGACAAGUUGCCAUGGAAACUGUUCUGGUCUUCCUUUUUUCCCUUCUAGUCUAUGUGGCGGGUUUGUCUGACUCUGCUCCCCAAGGGGAAAAGGGUAAGGAACUGAGCCCAUUUGCAUACGACUAUGAGAGUUUGAGGAUCGGUGGCUUGGCAUUCGCUGUGGUGCUGUUUGCUCUGGGAGUGCUCCUUAUUCUCAGCCGCAGAUGCCGCUGCAGUAUCAACCAGAAGCCCAGGGCUCCAGGAGAUGAAGAAACUCAAGCAGAGAAUCUCAUGGUCUCCAAGGCCAAGGAGACUCCUAAAGCAGAGAACUGAAAGCGUUCAGUGUUGUUGAACACAUAGCCGUGGUUGAACAACUUUACUGAAGCUGAGGAUGGUGAUGAUGAUGAAGCUGAUUCCAGACCAUGGCUAUGAUGGCAGACAGAGAUUUUGUGGGAGGAGGAGACUAUGACUUGGAUUUUUAAUGGGCCAGUGUCUUGUACGUAGACCUCUAGUCCUGUCAUGUGAAACCAGUAUCUGUAUCCGUCUUUCCGUCUGUGCCCUUUUGCGACAGUUUGUCUUGAGUGAGUUGUUUUAGCAAAACUAGCCACUUUCUGCAAAUCAUUCUUCAUGUUUUUUGGCUCCUCCCCCAACUGAACGUGUACGUACAGAUUAAAGGAAUGGUUCAAUCAAAAAUGAAUGUUCUUAUUCCCUUCUGACUCAAGUUAUGAGUCAACUCCCUCAAGUUAUUUGUCUUAAGUACAACACAAAUUGAAAAGAUUCUUUAAGUAGCUUUUAUUAUAUAAUAAUGAAUAAGAUAAUAUGAUAAUAAUAAUGAUAAGCUCAAAAAAUGGAUGCCAUAAUUUUCAUUUUUGCAAGAACUGUUCCUUUAAUAAUUUAGUCUCAACGUCUAACAGUCAAUAACUGUUAAUGUUAUUGGUGGUGUGACCACUUGUUAAUGUCAUUUGCUUCCCACCUGCUGUUUUUCUCUUUUAGAUUGUAUAGAUAAUAUGCAAACAUAUUUAAAUACACCUGCGUUCUAUUAAUUCAUAUGUAAUGCAGAAUAUAUAUUUGAAUAUAAAGUGUAUGCAUGUGUGUGCGCGUAUGGAUAGAUCUAUUGUAGAGCUUGAAUGCGUGUGUGCAUGUGUGCCCACGUUUUGGGCAGCUCCUCCCGACAAUCUUUCAAUCCCUGCACCCAGACCAAGCACAAAAACAGAACAGCUACACCACUGUACCACAGGGGGCGCCAUAGCACUGUCCCCUGAUCAGCUGCAACACUGCCAGGUGCAAUACUGCCCUCAUUUGGACCCACAGCCUAAACGUCUGCGGCCUCAGAACGAGACCGCAGGAGCAGUUCACGUCACCAUAGUGCCGCUAACCUGUGUCCUUUACCUUUCCAUCGCACGUCUACUGUAGCCUAUGUAUAAGCAUUCUUAAAGGGAUAGUUCACUCAAAAAUGUUUUUAUUUUGUCUACUCACCAUUGUGCCCUUAGAAAUUAACCAACAAAAGUUUGUCUUUAUGGGAAAUACAAAAGAAGAUAUUUUAAUGAAUGUCCAAACCCAGCAAGCACAGGACAUCAACAUGAUGUUAGAUUGACGCUGUACCCUAACAUCGUGGGGACGUUGAAUUUAAUUUGUAAAUGAAAAUCAUGUUGAUGUCAGAACCCGUCGUCAGACCGUCAUCAAUGUCUAAUCUAAAAUCAAUGUCUAAUGAUGUUACAGCUUGGCGUUGUGUGGACGUUACCACUAUGACGUCUAUCAGACGUUGGAUUUUGGUUUCCAUACCUGAUGAAUAAAUGUCAGUACUUGAUAUCAUUAUGACGUUGGUUUAAGAUAUUGGCUAAAUGUUAGAUUUUGGUCACCUUCCAACACAAUCUAAAAUCAACCAAAUAUUAAUGUCAUUUGACGUUGUUAAUGUACGUUAAAAUAACAUUGUCCUUAGAUGCUGACUAGACAUUGAAUUUUGGUCACCUGACGUCACAACCUUAAUUUAACCUAAUAUUAAUGUCUUAUGGCAUUGAGUGCCUGCUGGGAAGGCUCUUUUACAAAGAAGAAAGUAAAGUAUACUGUACUUCAGUUUCAACAGAAAUUAGUAGCGACAAAAAUAUUUGGCGAUGUUGCCCUUUAUAAUGUUUUUUUGUUUUUCAAAUGUAAAACAACAAGACAGGGCAGUGCUGCAUCGUGUGUACAAACUAAAUAAUGAACUAAUAAAUAAAAUCAUUGAGGCAUGUGCAAGCUGAAUAUUUCUAUUUAUGGUGUGCAUUAUGGUAAUGGUGAAAUAAUGUAAAACACCAUAUGUAGAGCCUAGUAGCCUAUAUAAAUUCUAAAAAUAUGCAUUUGCAAAUUAUGAGCUACAACCAAAAUAAAUGACCAAAUCCAGGAAUUAGAGUUCAUUUUUUUC
Danio aesculapii is the source of this 2823-nucleotide messenger RNA. It is a transcript of the gene fxyd6, whose product is annotated as FXYD domain containing ion transport regulator 6. NCBI's taxonomy places the organism in Eukaryota, Metazoa, Chordata, Actinopteri, Cypriniformes, Danionidae. Gene Ontology annotation, molecular function: sodium channel regulator activity. Bases 459 to 758 code for a protein of 99 amino acids. Gene Ontology annotation, cellular component: membrane. The record is from RefSeq and is a predicted model, not a curated record. Gene Ontology annotation, biological process: regulation of sodium ion transmembrane transporter activity. The transcript has 9 exons.